Molecule: messenger RNA, 184 nt
Organism: Amoebophrya sp. A25
Lineage: Eukaryota; Dinophyceae; Syndiniales; Amoebophryaceae
Source: the annotation of a GenBank genome assembly
UUUCAGAUGAGUUUGGGGAAGGACACUAACGGUACUACUAGCAAGACCGAUCGGAUUCGCGAACAAAACGAACCGACUGCUCGCGAUGCAAAUCAUUUACUGCAGCUACUGUCACCGUUCAAUGCCGACCACGUUGUUCUCUCAAGUUGGGGCUUUGUUUCGGCUGAGGCUGCAAAAUACUGGC